CCUCUCAAAGGCAAUGCCUUUCCCCACGGCAAAUUUAGUGACGAGGACGAUGAUCGCUUCAACGAAAUCAGCGGCGAGUGGGGGGGGAACCGAAAGCUAGUCUUCCCACGACUCGAUCGUCUCUUCAGCAGCGCCGAAGUGCCGUCGGGAAAUCUAAAGAAGAUCAAAAUCUCCUCUAAAAUCAAAAGAAAUAAUGACAGCACUUCCGCCUCUGGAGACACCACAGAGAGCUCCAAGCACGCCCAUUCGAUGAUCACAUCGAUGCUGACAUUCGUGAGCAGCGUCAUGAACUUUGGCAGGUCCUUCAUCAAGGAUCAGUAAUGCUAGGACAUAAAUGUGAUAUUUCUCUUUACACUUUAUGGUUUAAAAUCUCGUGAAUCUUGAAUGCCAAAAUGAUAAUUAUAUCUGCUGUAUUUAAAAAAAUAAAUUA
This is a messenger RNA of Drosophila obscura, 430 nucleotides long. RefSeq lists its product as uncharacterized. NCBI's taxonomy places the organism in Eukaryota, Metazoa, Arthropoda, Insecta, Diptera, Drosophilidae. The transcript has a single exon. The annotation marks the transcript as partial. The record is from RefSeq and is a predicted model, not a curated record.